Messenger RNA from Sinocyclocheilus grahami, 5555 nucleotides. It is a transcript of the gene alpk3b, whose product is annotated as alpha-kinase 3b. Gene Ontology annotation, biological process: cardiac muscle cell development; protein phosphorylation. The coding region runs from base 329 to 5215 and encodes 1628 amino acids. The record is from RefSeq and is a predicted model, not a curated record. Gene Ontology annotation, cellular component: nucleus. The transcript is spliced from 14 exons. NCBI's taxonomy places the organism in Eukaryota, Metazoa, Chordata, Actinopteri, Cypriniformes, Cyprinidae. Gene Ontology annotation, molecular function: ATP binding; protein serine/threonine kinase activity.
UUGUGUGCCUAUUUGUGGCCUUGCUAUAAUUAUCCUUCAUGGCCACGCAAGCUGCAGACUGAUUGGAAACAGUAGAGUCUUAUGCCCCGGUGCACCACCCCAGGAGUCCAACAGCACAGAAAGAAAACACUGAGCUUAGAGCGCACCCCCGAGUGUCCAAGUAAAGACAAAAACAUAUGGAGAAUCUACUGCUGGGAUGCUGGCUGUGAUGACAGAAGAGUCUUGCUGGUCUCCCUAACUUUCUUUUGCAGUUUCUUGUGGACAGGCUUUAAGAAUAUAUGCUGGAUAUAGGCAGCUGACUUUGAGUGGACACUUAUAGACUAAGAAGAUGAGUUCCAGAAGGCUGAUGAACCGUUCGCUCUCGAGUGAUGGAAGGUCUUACUACGGUGGCAGUGAUAUCAGCUCUCAGAAUAGAAGGGUUGGCUGUAGGAGCUACCUGAGCAGUGUUCGAUCUGAAAGCAGGAGCACUCUCUGCAGUGUCAUGGCCCAAUUGACUGAGGAGAUACAGCCAACAUUUGAGACCACAUUAAAAUCCAAAGCUGUGUCUGAAGACGCUAACAUCAAGUUCAGCUGUGUGGUCUCAGGCCACCCAGUCCCUGAGGUGACAUGGUACAAAGAUGAUGUACAGCUGGACAGAUACUGCGGCCUUCCCAAAUAUGAAAUUUCACGUGAUGACAGGACACAUACACUCCAAAUAUACAACUGUACUCUGGAGGAUGCUGCAAUUUACCAAGCAUCAGCACAGAACAGUCGAGGCAUCGUGUCAUGUUCAGGGGUGUUGGAGGUGGGAACAAUGAAUGAGUACAAGAUUCAUCAAAAUUACUUUGCAAAGCUUAAACUGCGAAAUGAGAACCGACGUCGAGAGCAGGAGGAGCCCCGCAAUGCAGGCAAAGAGAAUGUCCCAGCAGCCCGCGAGAACGUCAGGGUGAGCAGUCCUGAAAGAGCCCAAAGGAAACGUAGGUCCCCCAUGGAGACCAGAGCGGCUGGCAGCCCUUCAGAGGAGAAAGCCAUGGAGGUGGAUGCUCUCAGUCCAACACCUCCAGUUCAAGAGUCAGCAUCUGUUCAUGAAAUCUCAAACUGUGAAAUGAUCACAAACAGAGACAAAGAUGACCAGGGGCUAACGUAUAUCCACGAUACCAUGCAUAUUGCCUCCAGCAAACAGACUAAUGAGCAUUACGUCAAGAAGAAGAUCAAAAUCUCAAUAGAAGCAACAGAGGGAAUUAAGGAAAACAGACAGACUGGAAGAAGUGAAGAGAUAAUGAAUGAGAGUGGGGCUUCCACUGAGAAGAUGGAAGUACAGAACACUGUCGAUCAGAUCACCUCCGUGACUGAAUAUGAAAACAAAAUGGACAUAACAGACAGACAAAUAAGUGAAAAACAAUCAGUGAAAGUGAACAAAAGCCCCUCCAAAGAAUCAAAGAGAGCUCAGGAUGUUCAGACUGCCUCAGUGUCUGAAUCUAGAAACAAAUUGGACAUAACAGACACAAGAAAAAGUGAAAAAACUUCAGCACACACAAACAAAAGUGUCUCCGAAGAAUCAAAAAGAGCUCAGGGUGCUCAGAUCACAUCAACAACAGAAUCUGAAAACAAAAUGGACAUAACAGACACAAAAGCAACUGAAAAACAGUCCGAGAGAGUGAACAAAAUGGUCUCAGAAAAGCCAAAGGGAGCUCAGGGUGUUCAGAUCACCUCAGUGACUGAAUCAAGAAUUAAAAUGGACAUAACCACAAAUAAGAAUCAAAAAUGGUUAGUGAAAGCAAACAAAAGUCCUUCAGAAGAAUCAAAGAGAGCUCAGGGUGCUCAUAUUGCCUUAGCGACUGAAUCAAGAAACAAAAUUGGCAUAACAGUCACAAAAAAGAAUGAAAAACAGCAAGUAAAAGUAAACAAAAGUGCCUUAGAAGAAUCGAAGAGAGCUCACCAUGCCUUAGUGACUGAAUCUAGAAACAAAAUGGACAUAACAGUCACAAAAACGAAUGAAAAACAGUCAGAGAAAGUGAACAAAAGUGUCUCAGAAGAACCAAAGAGUGCUCAGUGUGCUCAGAUUGCCUCAGUGACUGAAUCAAGUAACAAAAUGGACAUAAAAGACACAAAAAAGAAUGAAAAACAGUCAGAGAAAGUCAAUAAAAGUGUCUCGGAAGAAUCAAAGAGAGCUCAGGGUGUUCAGAUUGCCUCAGUGACUGAAUCUAGAAACAAAAUGGACGUAACAGACACAAAAACGAAUGAAAAACAGUCAGCAAAAGUGCAAAAAAGUGUCUCAGAGGAAUCAAAGAGAGCUCAAGGUGCUCAGAUCACUUCAGUGACUGAGUCAAGAAUCAAAGUGGACAUAACAGACACAAAAAAGAAUGCUAAACAGUCAGAGAAAGCGAAGGAAAGUUCCUCAGAAUCAAAGAGAGUUCAAAAGCCCAUUACAACCCAGAAACAACUGCCACUGAAGUUUUCCAUGACAACCCAGAUGAACAAGGUGGUUGAGUACACAAAGCUAACUAAAUCAUCUGACAAAAGCACAUUAAACCGCCAACCUCAAGCUCUAGAUACUAUCCAGAACUGUAAUGCAAGAGUUAUAGACAAGAAGCUCUUGGAUUUUGAUGACCACAGAAAUAAAACUCCAGUAGGUACAUGUGUGAGGAUCUUUCCUCAUUCCUGUGGUGGGAAUGACGUCAACGUGGACACAGGGGAGAGGAAUGCGUCUGCAUGCUCUCUUGGGAGCUUGGUGAGUGUUUCCUCAUGCUCUGGCCGUGACCUCAUGCGAGUAAACUCAGAUGUGGUGCAACCACAGACCAUGAAUGACUCAUCAAUCUCUACUGUUCAAAUGAAAGAUAAUAAGGCCCAAGAGUGUCAGAGCACGUAUCUUGAAUCUACAGACAAUGUUGCUAAAAUGGACAUACAGGCACAGUCUAAUGUAACCACAUCUGAACUACCCAAAUUAACUAAUCACGAGAUGCAGAGUUACUCUGCAAAAAAAGCCAAUGAUCAUUCUGGCCCCUCUACAUUCCUCUCCCAACGUUCAAAGAUUUUACCCACAGAAUUUACCAUUCCUACAAUAUAUAUAACAGAUGUGGACAGCACAUCACAAAAUAAUGCUGUUGAAACCAGAACCGAAAUGAAUACAGUAACCUCUAACGUGACAAAUAGCAACACAAUCAUGCAAGUAGGUAAUAUAUCUGAAUGCACAGACACCACGAACAAGACCACAGCUGUUUUGGAAUCUGAAGGUCUGCAUGAUGAAAAGCUUGAUCUUUCCCUGCAUUCACAACCCUCGGAAGUCAACAAGCCUCAUCAACAGCCACUAACUCAAGAAAAACUGAUUCAAGGACCUGAAUCAAGUCAUUGUGUCACUGACUUUGUUGCAUCAGACUUAAUUAGAUUGAAAGAUGUCACUAUGCAACAUCACCCUGCUGACAAAAGCAUAAAGACCAAUGAAGCUGACGUAGCUGAAAUGAGUCAUCUUAAAGAAACAGAUCUUCAUCUGAAAACUGAUUCAGACUCCUUCAUAAAACAAUUGAAGUUGGCUGCAUUAGACUUUGAGAGUUCAAAUCUAAGUACUACAGCCAAGAUAAAUGCUGCAUCACAUAUAAACGCGAAAGAAAAUAUUAAAUGUGGCGAGGAAGUAGUUUCUGCAGUGACAGAGCUCACUACCUGUAAGGUAACAAUUCCGUUGAAGACUACAGACCAGGUCUUCAAGUCUACUGCUGCCCACAGUGAGCUUGCCACCAAGACCGAUCAAAAGACUACAUUACCCAGGACUAAAACAGAGAAGAGUGAAACAGGAAUGGCCGUGUGUCUUGAAGAAGCAAAAAGAGAUUCAUAUCAGGGGGACAAUUUAUCUUUGACGACACAACCUGCAUCUCUAUUACAAUCAGUCAGUAACUCACCAUCGAAGACAUCAUUGGAAACACACUCCCCUCGUCUCACCCGGAGGACUGUCCAGGCUGACCUCCCCAAACCUGCAGGAAAUGAGAAUGUUAAGCCCAAAUCAGCAGAGAAAGACAAAGAAAACCAAUUCAAAGUCCCACAGGUUAUCCGUAAAAUCCGACCAGAGGUGUUUGAUGCCUCUGGAAAUCUGAAACUCUGGUGUCAGUUUUUCAACAUAGUAAGUGACUCAACAAUAAAAUGGUACAAGGAUGAAGUGGAAAUUGCUGAGAUAAAGAGAAGUGCAGGAGAUGAGACUCAAGUGUGCUUGGCUAUUAUACAGAUGUCCAAAAGAGACUGUGGUGUUUACAGAUGCACCAUUACCAAUGAAUAUGGCAAAGAUUUCACAGAGUAUCUUCUUAGCGCAGAGUUUUUGUCCAAUAUGUUCCUGCGUGAGGAGCUCCAGGAAGUUGGGGAGGAGAUUGAGAUGACUCCUCUGAUCUUCAGUAAAGGUCUUGCUGAUGCAGGUUGCUGGGGCUCAAAGUUCUACGGCCGUGUCACAACAGAUGAAGCUCAGGUUGGCCUGGGAUGUGAGCACAAAACCAGACGGCUGAAAGUGAUCUACGGAUUAGAUCCUGUGUUUGAGUCAGGCAGCUCAUGUUUUAUGAAAGUGCGAAGCCCUAUUGCAUUUGAGAGCAGAGAGGAGACUGUCUUGGCUGAAAGGAAUCUUCAAAUCACAAAACAGGACUGUAGAAUUCAGAACAUGGCUAGAGAGUACUUCAAGAUCUUUGCUACAGAGACAAGAGUGAUAGAGAGUUUUGGUGCAGCACUGGAGGUAAUCCCUCUAUACUUCAUGUACUUGCCAGCGAGCAGUAUUCCUUCUGCAACAGUGGAGGCAGAGCUUAAGGGUGUCUAUUUGCGGUAUUGUGGAAUGGAUAGCACCGGGUCACUGGUAUUUAAUGAGAAGUUAGAAGUGGCACAAAAGUCUUCUUGUCUCCAGCACUGGAUCUACCAGUGGACCAAUGGAAAUGUGCUGUUCUCCAGACUUGAGGGAGUUGAUACAACACUGACAAAUAUCGGAAUAGCAGUCAGGUCAAAGGGGUAUCAGGGGUUCCCUUGUGAGGCUAAUCUGAAGGUUUUCGAGCAGUUUCAGAUCCAGCAUCAAUGUAAUUACUUCUGUGGUCUCUUAAACCUCAAACCUCUCAAAGCCCCAGAAACACUUCAGACUUCAACCAGACCCAAGGGCUCAAGCAGCCCACUACUACAACGAAAAACAGCACCCAGCUCCUCCAGUCCCCAGACCCCACGCAAGGCCACAAAGAGCCCCAAAGUAUCCCGCAAGCUUAACCCACAGACGUCAACCUAACUCAAAAUAAAGUAGGCCAUAUACAUAGGGAAAACGAAGGAAAAAGAGAGGUUCGUCUGUUAUUGAAUCGAAACAUUGAUCACUGAUCUGCAGUUAAGAUGCAGCUGCACUUACUACCCGAAUGUAAGUAAAAACAACUUUUGAUAAAUGCACCAUUUUAAAUGAAAUAUGUAAAUCCAGAAUCAUUACCUAAUCUUCUGUUGCAGUGCUCUUUACAGAAUCCGUUCUGUAAUCCUCAGAGGUUUUUGAAAGUGCAUUGUAAAAAUGUGUGUGAUAAUGUCAAGUGGAGCUGUAGCACUACAAACUUUAUAUUACCUCUUUGUUAAUUUCUAAAGGAAGU